AUGGAAGAAGACGAUGAGGAAAGCAAGGCUGUGCCCCCUUGGGUUUAUCUGGAAUAUAGACAAAUGAUUGCCAUUGCUGGAGCAACUUCAUCUGUUCUUUUUACUCACCUGAGCUCAUCAUCCAGGACAGCUCUCAACUCGGCCCUCGAAUCCGUUCCCAACAGUUCGAAAUUUGAAGUUCAUUCUCUAGGCAUUUUAGAUGUAAUGAAGCAGCACGGUGUCGAUUUGAAUCAAGUCUGCCUGUUGGACCCAAAGGCUGAGAAAGAACUAUCUCCUUCAGAUGGCGACAACUUUUCCUGGUUCUUAUUCGGCGGUAUCCUGGGCGACGAUCCUCCAAGGGACAGGACAUCAGAAUUACGAAGACUGGGAUUCCCUAACCGACACCUGGGCAGCGUUCAAAUGACUACCGACACCGCGCUCGGUGUGACGAAAAGAGUAGUCGUCGAUAAAGUUCCCCUCCAAGACCUCCCCUACGUCGAUCAUCCCACAAUCCGGUUCAAUGCGAAAGAAAGUGUAGAAAUGCCAUUCCGCUAUAUCACAGAUUCCAAAGGGGAACCGAUACUACCCGAAGGAAUGAAAGCCUUGCUAAAGGAGGACCUGAACAAAGGUUUCGACUUUUAG
Molecule: messenger RNA, 621 nt
Organism: Rhizoctonia solani
Lineage: Eukaryota; Fungi; Basidiomycota; Agaricomycetes; Cantharellales; Ceratobasidiaceae
Product: SAM-dependent RNA methyltransferase
Exons: 7
Coding region: 1-621 (206 amino acids)
Biological process (GO): peptidyl-arginine methylation
Molecular function (GO): protein-arginine omega-N monomethyltransferase activity
Source: RefSeq, a predicted model, not a curated record